This is a messenger RNA of Polistes canadensis, 5946 nucleotides long. Its product is annotated as serine-rich adhesin for platelets. The record is from RefSeq and is a predicted model, not a curated record. Lineage: Eukaryota; Metazoa; Arthropoda; Insecta; Hymenoptera; Vespidae. The coding region runs from base 411 to 5417 and encodes 1668 amino acids. The transcript is spliced from 11 exons.
CGCUAGUUCGAUGGCGCGAAUUUCGAAGUGAACAGAUUCAUUCGCGUAUGCUUGGGGUAAGUUGAAUUUCUAAGGUUGUCAACUUGUUAAAUGGCAACAGAAAUGGCGAUCUGAAUGCGAACAGUUAAUAUUCAUCUUCUGUAGCGCACGUUGUAAUAAGCGGGCCUCCCCCUGAAUAUUGAUAUAAAAGUGAGUAAAAGGUCGCUGACAGUGUGUGCGUGAGAGUUAGUGUGUCGUUGAUCUAGUGCGUCGAGUGCGUGACUCUUCGUCCGUCGUGCGUGCGUGCGUGCGUGCCUGGUGCGUGCAUCCGUGCGUCCGUGCAUCUUUCUGUCUAUCUGUCUGUCUCUGUGUGUUUAGUGCAUAAAGUGUGUAAUUUCGAUCGAAAAAAUAUGUUAGAGACUUUUUGAAGUAUGAGCGAAGGAGCGGAUUCGAGUACGCGUAUUUGCGAGAAUUCGCUUACGACCUUGAACACUGAGGACAAACCUAAUGUUCCUCUAUCAACGGAAAGUACGGGGACGACAACGAGGACGACGAAGGAGACGACGAAGGAGACGACGACGUCGACCACGACAAUUACUACAACAACGGCGAAGACGACAACAUCAUCAUACACUCCUAGAAGGCCACGAUUUGGUACUGGCAAUGUUCCGCUCUCCCCAUACAUAUGGAUUGAUGGUAGACAAAUAAGAAGCGCUUUGGCGUAUACGAAGAAAUGGCCUCCUCGACGAGUGAGUUUCCCAACAAAUGACAUGAAUUUGGUUACGGGGUAUUUGGAGCCGCCUAAUCCUUGGAGACACGCUGAAAAUGUGAAUCGUGAGGACUUGAUCAAAGCAUAUAAGGAAUCCUGCCAACGGCACAACACUGAGCCAUUGGAAAAAGUUUUAGCUCAAUUAGAGAGUUGGGAUUUGUCAGAAGAACGUAAUAAUGAAUUUAAAUUAAAUGGAAUUAAUUUGGAUCUAAAUAAUUCAGAAACAUUAGAAGAAAUUCUUAAAAGAAUUCAAUUUAAAAAAAUUGACUUGGAAGCUACAUCUUUAAACGAUGAGACUUCUGUAAUAUUAUUUGAUAUGCUAGAAUAUUAUGAAUCUGCAAAGCACUUGAACAUUUCAUCUAAUUCAGAUAUCGGAGCUCGUGGUUGGCAAGCAUGUUCACACAUGAUUAAAAAGACCCAAUGUUUAGAACAGCUUGAAGCUAAGGAUGUAACGCUUAAUGAACAGUACAUGACUAUUUUGAGCCGCGCAUUACGAUUAGUCUACCAUCUACACGUCCUUAAAUUAGAAAAUUGCGGACUUUCAGGAAGACCUAUCGCCACAUUAGUUACAGCUCUGAAAAUGAAUACAGGGAUAAGAGAACUUUACUUAGCUGACAAUGGACUUGAUUUUUACGAUGCUAUACAGCUUGGAUCUUUAUUGAGGCUCAAUAAUCACUUACAAUUACUUGAUAUUAGUAAUAAUAAUAUUCAAGAUGAUGGUGUACAUGAUCUAUUAGAAGGACUUAUUAAUCAAGUUCAAGAAGAUAAAGAGGGCAAAGGAUUGAGUAUACUCAUAUUAUGGAAUAAUCGCCUUACAAAAAAAUCAUCUCCGUAUUUCUCUCGUAUUAUUUCAUUGUCAAGGACAUUGGAAACUUUAAACAUUGGACAGAACAUGUUAACCAGUGAAAUGUUAAUCACUGUAAAGGAUUCGCUUAAACAAAAUCGUAUUCUUUUACAAUUGGGAAUGCAAUCCACUGAUCUGACAUGUAAUGGAAUAAUCGCUUUAUCUGAUGUCAUUGAAAAUAAUAAAGUUUUACAAAGGAUAGAUUUGCGUGAUAAUAGUAUACAGAUGACAGGAAUGAAAGCUCUUAGCACAGCAAUGCAGAAAAACAAGAGUGUCGUACAAUUGGAUUUAGAUGACAAGCCUCGAAUAAAAAUUGACGGAACAUUACAUCAGUAUAUGGAUGUUUUGGAGGAAGUUAGAAGUUAUUGUGCACGAAAUAAAGAAAAUCAACAGCUGAAUGAGAAUACUGGGGAUUCAGAAAGUCCGAGACAUCAUAGCAGAUUCUUUAGCGCGAGUUCCCGUAAGAUCUCGCUUACUUGUCAGACACUGCCAUGUUCUCCAUCACCCAUGACUUCAGUAACCACCGAGGACACAGGGCGAUCGACGCUUGAACCAAAACGUACUAGUGGGGGUCGCCUCCGUUCCCCGGCUCCUAGUCCUAUCCCCUCACCUGUCGCAAGCCCGAUACCAAGUCCUUCUAGAAGUCGAUUUGUGGUGUCUCGAGUUUCAGAAGCAUCGUUACGUUCCACAGAUUCCUCAACAUCAUCAUCUCCUGUAACUCCAACAUCGCUAGGACCAAUGUCCACGUGUUUCUUUCCUUCCACAAGUGGAACAUCUAGGUUUCGUGUGUCACUCGUUGAAUCAUCAUCAUCAUCAUCAUCAAGUUGUACAUCUACACCUAAGUCUGUUUUCGCAUCAUCUAAAUCGAAUGUUACCAUUGGGUUCAACUUUAAAAUCGAUUCAGUAGAGUCUGCGGAUUCGGACGAUUCAGACAAUAUAUUUAAAUCAGAGACAGAAACAAAUAAAGAGACCAUUAAUAAACAUGAUGCACAAGAAAUUGCAAUAAAUAGUGAAAUUAGCACGAUUUCAAUUAAUAAUAAUAAUAAACAUGAUAGUAUACAACCAUUGAAUAUAUCUGAUAAUAUAAAUGAACAGAGUACAAAUGAAUGUUUCACUGCUAGUAACAAUUCUAGCGAAGUUAAUACUCAAGAUAACUUAAAUCUUUAUACUGUUGAACAUAAGGAAGAUUCUAAAGACAAUCAAAGUGAUUCUCUAAAAGAAGAAACGAUAAUAGAUACUUCGGAAUUAAUAUUUAAGAAAACUGAUUAUUAUAAAAGUGAAAUUGUACAAGAUGCACAGAUCGAUUUGAAAGAUAAUAUUGACAAAACAAGCGUUAAUAACGAAAAAGUUGAUCUUAUCGAUUUAAGUAAUGAAGAGCCAAAUAUGCAGCAAUCGGUAGAAGAUAUUUUAUCUGCAAAAUCACAAGUUCCAUUAUUAGAAAAUAAAACUGCUCCUCCGAUUCAGAAGCACACUUCUGGUUUGGAAAAGCUUCCUAGUUUGUUUCAAAGUAAAGGUAAUUUUUUUUCAGAAUCCUCGAAUAUCAGUCAAACAGAUUUUCGAAAUUUAUUGCAAGGUAGUGUAAAUAGCGUAUUAUCAUUUGGCGAUAAAUUUCAUCAGUAUUUUAAAGAUGGUAAAGCUAUUUGUAAAAGUAAUGCUUCUGGAACAUUUGCAGACAUUAUAUCUUUACCGACUAAAAGUAAACCGUUAAAGUCAUUAAAUGUAACACAAUUACCAAGUAUACAAACUUUAACAAAUAUGUUUGCUUCAUUUAAAACUGAGACUACUAAUACGAAUGCCUCAGAACAACAGUCAUCGAAAAAGUGCUCAAAUCAAAUAACGAAGCACCCGGAUCAGGGAUAUAAUGAAGAAAAAGUAAAAGAGAAAAAUUUAAAAGAAAAACCAUUACAUAAUACUAGUGUAGAAUCAUCCAGUUACGAUAGUAAAAACUUCUUAAGUAGCGAUAAAGAAGAUGAAGCUAGUAUAUCUAGUUUAAAUAUUCAAACGUUACCUGAUAAUGUCCAAUUAAAAGAUGAAGGGCAUGCUAGCAGAGAUUUAAUAGCAGAAGAAAAUAAUAGUGUUACCUUAAAUGUGGUAGUAAAAGCUUGCUCUAAAACUGUACAUAAUGCUUCAUCGAUAAAUGUUCCAGAGAGCAAGAUGACUGUAUGUAUACCUAAGUUAAAGGAUAUACCUGAAUACUCUGUUUUAGAAGUAAGUGAAAAUGUUCUUGAGAAAGAAACCAUAGAAUAUGAAUCGGUGAGGAACAUAGAUUCUGUAAAGAUAGAAAAAGUAUGUGAUAGAAGUUUGACUGACAGUAUUAAUUUGACUAGUGAUGAAAUCUCUUCAUCUUGUAACGUGACAUGUGAUAUAAAAGUCAUAGAUAAUGUAAAUAUUGUAAGUAUGCUCGAUGAAUCAGUAAAUUUGCAGACUACUUAUGAAAAAGAUGUUGCAGAGUCUUUGCUUCUUAAUACUUGUUGUAAGAAUGACAAAGUAGCAUCAAAUGUGCAUGUGGAUGAUUAUAAUAACCAUGGUGUAAAUGAUAUUUCCAUGAUAAAUCAUAAUCUAUUAGAAAUUAAUGUAGAAAAAAAGAAAAAUUUUACUAACGAAGUUACCAAAACAUGUAGUGUUAAUGUUAAUGAAGAAAAUGAAAAAUGGAUCGAUUUGAACGAUUCAUUGAGUCAGGAUAUAGGAGCAAAUACUUGCCAUGUGGAUAUAGAUCCACAUUCAAAGAGUACAACUGUAAAUAGUAAAAUAAAAUCAUGUAUAUCUGAAUUAAGUCUUACUUCUAAAGAUAAUGUUGAGGAUUUUAAUAAUGUUAAUGCACAAAUACAUCCAACUGCUAGUAUCUGCACGGAGGAGGAGGAGGAUGCUGUAGUUGAUUUAUGGGAAGAGGAUAAGUUGAAUGAUCUUAUUACAGAGGAGACAUUGUUAUCCAAGCCAAAUAAUGUUGAUGCAUGUCCGAUCGUAUCUAAAGAUGUUAAAGUUAACAAUUAUAUAGAAAAUAAUAUAAAUAAGCCUUCUGGUAAGGAAUCAGACUUUACUAUACUUCCAACUGUAAUAUUGUCACAGACUAAAGAUAAUGUUUCUGCCUCUGUUAAAAAAACUCUUCAAGAUUUUGAAAAAUCAGACUCUGAAGAUCUUAUAUUUUGUAUUACCGAUAUAUCUAACUAUGGAAACUCUAUUAAAGACGAAGGAACACUUUCACCUAGUAUAGUUUCUGAUGCAUGGCAACAGAAUGAUAACGCGCCAGAAAUAGAAACUUCAUUUUUCGAUCUACCUCAGACAUCUCAUUCGUCAACAACUUUAAUUAUUGAAAAACCCGAAAAUAUUCAUAGGAAUAGCCAAGAUUCAGGAAUCGAGGAAUCCAAUUUGUUGUCAACUUCAGAAGAUAACAUUCCAGAGGUCAUUCAGCCGCAACACAAAGAAAGUUUCCAGGAAAGCGUUGAUUCCGGAAUAGAAACUGAAUGUUCAUUAGUAUGCGUUAAAGUUAAUCCUAGCACAGAUGAUACUACUAAAACUGAAAUCACAAAGAACAAAUCAUCCAACAAUGUCGAUGACAACGCUGAAUGCCCCCCUUGUAAGCGCAUUAAUGAUCUCACAGAUUUUCAAUCUGAUAUUAUUGAACAAAUACAACCGAGAAAGAAUGACACUGUAAGUGAAGUAGAUUAUUCGUAUCUUGAUAUGGUUAAAUGCGCAGUGGUCACGUCUACGUGCUCGAUAGGUGGAAUAGAAAUCACGAAUAACACGGCGGUUGGAACUAAUUCUGAAGAAGAUGAUAGGAUAGUUGCUGAACCGCCUGUAGUUUUUCAUGUUACAAGCCCGAAGUAAUACUGACCUCACGGACGACGAAGAUGAAGAGGACGAGGACGACGAAACAAUUUACGAGGACGACGAAACAAUUUACGAGGACGACGAAGACAACGAUGAAAUAAAUGAACUCGAGGAAACGAAGAAACAUCUCGAGCCUAAGUAUCGUCGUUAUGCCAACUGGCGAAUUUAAGAAGAAGGAAAAUAAAAUUAAGUAAAUAUCUAUUUAAUGCCCACAUGUGCGAACCAAAAUAAUAAAUGGUUGAAGGAUUAUGAAAAAUUAAAAAAGGAAGUGCGGGUUACAACAUUACGGAAGGGAUAUUCAUCUAAGAGGUCUUAGGGUAAUGGAGAGAUUGUAAAUUUAGGUUGAAUAGAAAAGAAAGGAAAGAAAGAAUGGAAGAGCAGAUUGUAAGUUUUCUUGCUCGAUAAUGUUAACGCAACACUUAUUUUUACUAAUCUUUUAGUUGGAAGGUUUAUAAGAAAGGAAAGAAAUAAAAAAAGAAUAAAAUGAAAUAAAAAGAAAGAGUUAAUAAAAAAGAAAAAAAAAAAA